CAGAGUAUAUACCACUUCUUUGGAACUGAGUGAAAAUAUACAUAUUAUAAAAACAUAACACAAUAUUGCAUAUUAUGUAUAGGGCUAAUUAGGGUUUCAUACUUGUUACAGGUAGGACAAUUUGCUGAAAUAUGGCUAACCAAAAUUUUAAAAAUAGGGCAUCUUCUACCAGAAUAGUACCUAAUUUGCAUGCAUAGUUAUUAAAAAAAAUGGCCAGGAUUUAUGUGUCCAUAUGUAAUGUUUUUGUUUAUGCAUCUAAUUCCAGAGGAUCUCCCAUUUAUCUGGAGUGGCUUUUUCAAAAGCCUGGGGAUGAGGUUGUCAGACAAAGCCUAAUCAGCAUCCAAUAGCAAGGAAAACAAACAGCAAGCUUUGCUAGUUCAUAUAAUAAAUAAUAAAACACAGAUUUCUUGGUACUGCAAUAUUUUUAUCCAGCUUUAUUUAUUUGGUAUUUCAGGUUCACAUUCAAGACUUGUUGUGAGGAAUGAACAGCCAGGCAGACUCUUCAGGCCCAUUAUUCAACAUUUCCCUGGCAAGUUCAGAGCAAUGUGGCAAAGAGAGUCACAUGGAAAACAUCCUUUUUGCUAUUUUCUACCUUCUCGACUUCAUCCUAGCCUUUCUGGGCAAUGUUCUAGCACUCUGGCUUUUCAUCCGGGACCAAAAAUCAGAUACCCCGGCCAACGUUUUCCUGAUGCAUCUUGCUGUAGCCGAUCUGUCUUUUGUGCUCGUUUUACCAACUCGGUUGGUCUACCACUUUUCAGGCAAUCACUGGCCAUUUGGAGAGCUUCCCUGCCGACUCACAGGGUUUCUUUUCUACCUCAACAUGUAUGCCAGCAUCUACUUCCUCAUGUGCAUCAGCAUAGAUCGCUUCUUAGCUAUCGUGCAUCCGGUGAAGUCCCUCAAACUCCGCAGGUCACUCUAUGCUCAUUUGACCUGUGCUUUCCUGUGGGUUAUAGUUGCCGUGGCCAUGGCACCUCUUUUGAUCAGUGUGCAGACAGUUGAGAUGAAUAAUGCUACCAUCUGCCUCCAACUCUAUAGAGAAAAAGCAUCACGCCACGCUCUUGUAUCACUGGCUGUGGCAUUUACUUUUCCAUUUUUUACUACAGUAACCUGCUAUUUACUGAUCAUACGAAGCCUGAAGAAAGGGCACCGCAUUGAAAAUCAUCUGAAGGAAAAAGCCAUCAAAAUGAUCAUCAUGGUUCUUAUGAUCUUCCUGGUCUGCUUUUUGCCCUAUCAUAUCAAUCGCUACAUUUAUAUCCUCAAUUAUGAUGGUGUGAAAACUUCUUGUGAAAUGCAGCGGAUCCUGGCCCUUGGCAAUCGAAUUACUUCGUGCCUCACCAGCUUAAAUGGCGCCCUAGAUCCUGUCAUGUAUUUCUUUGUUGCUGAAAAGUUUCAAGAGGCCUUGUGUGGUUUGUUUUGCAGCAAAAGAGCUGCAAGGAUACCUUCAAGUUAUGACGGGAAAACAAAUGACAGCUCUUUAAGUGCUAAAUCUGAACUGUAAAUACUUAAAAACAAGUACUUCCUUAACGAAAUGUUGCUGUCCAGCACAAUUUAAUCCCCUAGGAAGCAGAACAGCUUUUCUCCAAAAGCACAAGAUCUAAUGCUUAAUUGUUAAGGAAACAAGGCAUAUUCAACAAUCCUAACUGAGGAGGGGUAGUGAAGUGGUAGACGGUUGCCACUUCCAAUGCCCUGCUGUUCCCUGCUGGCCAGGAUGGAUGGUAUUUCCCCUUUUCCCCCUUCUGCCUAGCAUUUUUAAGGGUUUUUUUGGGUUGGGUGGGCGGAAUUAACUAUAAUAGCUACAGAGACUAUUGGGAAACAUAGUUCUUUUGAUUCCCUAGAAUACUUUUUUGAGUGUUACUGUUGGGGGAAAUAUUGCUACCAACAGAUCUUCUCAUAAACAUAAUUUGGGCCUACCGGCAAUUAAGAAGCACCUACACCUUAUCAUAAUCAUUCCAGAAAUCAGAUCAGAGUGCUUGAAAUUAUGAAUUUUGUGAUAAUUUUUGCAUAGCAAGUAGUAGCAAGUAGUAAUUCCAUUAGGAUAUAGACUGAAAUUUCAGUGAACACAAGGUUAGUAACUUGUCCAGAAAAUAAAUGUUCAUAGAUGUUUAAAUAAUUGACCAUCUAAACAUUCAAACAGUGGAUAUUGAAGUUUCAGUAAUAUUCAGGAGCUGUCCAAUCCUAUUUUGUGCCACCUACAAUAUAACAAGGCAGGCAGGAAUUCAGCCCAAAAGCUGUUCAACGUUUAAAUCUACAGUACAAACUUUUGAGAGGUUUAUGAAUGUGGGGUUUAGUUUAAAACAAUAAGUAAACAAACUUUAGGAUAGGAAGGCCUGGCGCAAUAUGGUUCAUGGGGUCACGAAGAGUCGGACACGACUUAACGACUGAACAACAACAAAACAAACUUUACAAUAGUUCCACCACAGCUGCAGAGGGAUACAAAAGCUGCUGAUUCUUUUGACUAUAUCUCAGACUGAAUAAGUUAUAAACAUCAUAUUAGAACCAAGUGCACCUGCUUAUUACAACUUUGGCUGUAGAUACCAUGUUCAACAGCAGUGAUUGUACAAACCACAGUUUAUUUUAUGUACAGAUUUUUAUGUGACUGAAUGUGGUUCAUGACUUCUUAGAGAGCUUGCUACAGAUCAUUUACUUAAUUCAGGUUAACAAUUUAAGAUGUGAGUCUUGCUGGUGCACUUAGCCCUAUGUAACAUAGAUUGCAUCUACCAUGUUGUCUUAGCAGAACAAUGAUCAUCUGAGGCUGGAGCAACUGCGCUGAUGCAUCUGCCUGCUUUACUUUGCCAACAUAACGUUGCUGCAAUUCUAUCACAACAAGUUUGUACUAUCAUGUUUAUGAUCUUCCCACAUAUCAGAUCCUAGUCAACUUUAUACGGUGCAACUAAUCAGUAAUAUUGAUGUUUUCUGGUAUGUUUAGAUCAUAUGCACAUACAGCUAAAUGUAUAGCUGUAACAGGGUAGAUUCAUCCCAUUUGUCUUUUAGCAGUUCAAUUCUGUUUUCUAAACUGAAG
Molecule: messenger RNA, 3019 nt
Organism: Python bivittatus (Burmese python)
Lineage: Eukaryota; Metazoa; Chordata; Lepidosauria; Squamata; Pythonidae
Gene: GPR17
Product: G protein-coupled receptor 17
Biological process (GO): G protein-coupled receptor signaling pathway
Cellular component (GO): plasma membrane
Molecular function (GO): G protein-coupled receptor activity
Source: RefSeq, a predicted model, not a curated record